Molecule: messenger RNA, 1236 nt
Organism: Schistosoma rodhaini
Lineage: Eukaryota; Metazoa; Platyhelminthes; Trematoda; Strigeidida; Schistosomatidae
Source: the annotation of a GenBank genome assembly
AUCAGAACACGUUGAACAGGAAUGAAAUUGUAUUCAAAAUAAUAAUAGUAGGUGAACAGCAAUCACUAGUUUAAAUAACGUUCAUAUAUUUAUAGUAUAUACAUAAGAAGCUUCUAGAUUUUUCUCCAAUAAUAUGCCCGGGCUGAUCGGUUUAGAAUUAGCCAAUCAGCGCGCAGCAACACCAUCAUGCAUACAUGAAAUAUCCAAUCUAUGUCCCACUAACAAAUAAGAUAUUAGUUUUGGAAAUUCAAACAGUAAUUAUUACUCUUAGUAGCAUACUCAUAGCUUGAGUGAUUAAAAACGGAGAAGGGUGGUACUACAUAUCCGUAUUUUUUGCUAAUGUGGAAUAUUGCAUCUAAAAAUUGAAAGCACAAAGUGCCUGAUAACAUUUGGACAUAGCUAUCUUGGAGGGAUCAGUGUAUACGGUGAGACUUAUUGGCUUAGCAUUAUUGACAUGACUUUUAACUACUCAAGUAGCUGAGAUGGUAAAGGGUUCAAUGUGAAAUGAAAUUGGAAGACAAAAGUGAAGCUCCUGCAUCUUGCACGAAUACUGUUGGCAACAACAGUUGUGACAAUGGCAACAAUAAUGAUAAUAAACAUUCACCUGAGUCAAAUAGCUACAAUGCCUGUGACGAUGGACCACAAGAAGCCAAACGGUCUCGGCCAAGUGAAAAGAAGGAAUCUACAGAAAUAUCGGGAAAUGCAAGUCGUGGAUUUUUUCCUGUCCACACUUUGACUACAACGGAUCAAGUACGUUUAAAAGCCCGGGAGAUGCUUCAAUCAGCACUAGAAAGUGGCAAUAUUCCUAGCGGUGCUUAUGAAAGUGAGUUCCUAGCGAUACGAAUAGAAAGCUCCAUAUAUGACCUUUUCAACAAUACUGAUCCCAAGUACAAACAACGAGUACGCACUAGAGUUAUGAAUCUACGCGAUUCUAAUAAUCCCAAUUUGCGACUUAAUGUCCUAAUGGGACACGUGAGUCCGGAUAAACUAGCAUCUAUGACAUCAGAAGAAAUGGCUAGUAAAGAAAUGAAAGAACUUCGUGAGAAAUAUACUAAAGAAACUAUAGAAGACCAUCAAAUGGCUGUAACCGGUGGUACAGAAACUGAUUUAUUACGAUGUGGAAAGUGUAAGCAAACCAAGUGUACAUAUAAUCAGGUUCAAACUCGUAGUGCAGAUGAACCAAUGACCACUUUUGUCUAUUGUAACAAUUGCGGCCACCGUUGGAAAUUUUGCUGA